AUGAGAGUAAAAUCUGUAGGAACUAAAGCUAAAUAUUUAACCAAACUUACCAAAAAUGUGGAAAAGUUUAAAAAUUAAGCUGAGAUUAAAGAAACCUUCCCUUAAGUUAAAUAAAUAGUUUUAGAUGGAGGUAUUGUAAGAUAACUGUUUUUAUUAUCAAGGAUAGCUGCUGAUAAGCUCAAAAAUAAUGGAAUAACUAGAAAUGGAAUUAAAUAGAGAUAGCACUUAGAGAUAUUUUUUGAAAAGGGCUCAAAGAAUAUUGAUCUUCCUUUUAAUCAUUUUUCAGACCAAAAUAGAAUGCUCAAGAGCAAUAGAGAGUUGCAUACCAACGUUUACUAUGUAAAGAAACUCUACAACAGAGCAAAGCUAUCAUAGGUUUAGAUGCUGAAUAGAUUAAAAGACUAAAUUUAAAAGUAUUAUGUAGCAAGGGUAUAUUUCACUACUUAAAUAAAAAAAAUAGCAGAUACAAAUUAGGAAAACCAAUUAAAAGUCUAUUAUGAAAAAAUGGAUGAGAAAUAAUUCAGAUUAAAAAGCUGUUAAAUGUUUAUCUUAGAAAACUAAGAAACAGGUGAAGCAAUGUAUGGUUUUGCUUAACGAAAGAUUGAUGCAUUAAGAUUUUCUAUAAAACUAAUUGAAUGUGAUUUUAGGAAUUAAAUAAAAGUAGAACUUUCAAAAAUAUUUAAAAAAGUUCUUCCUAAAAUAGGCAGCAGAAAGUUUGGAGAGCUUUCUUAACAAUAAAUAUAGAUAUUCUUAUUAGAUAAGUUGUUUCUAUAAUAAUCAAGAUCACUCUCAAAAGCCUUAUCGAUAGAAAGAAAAUAAAUUUAGAUAAAAAACGCUAAAGCAUUUGAUGAACAAAAGAUAUUGAAAAAACAAGAAAAAGAUAGUAACAAUUCAAAGGAAAAAUUCAUUUUAAAUUUAGACAUUAAAAUUAAUAUAGGAAAUUCAAUAAAAAAUUUAAGAAUUUCUCAGCCUUAAAGAGUAUAUCUGUUGAAUUUAAUAUAAAAAAAUUAAAUGACUAAAUUUAAUAAUAAGUUAUUCACUAUUCUUACUAAAUAAGCAUUUUAGAAUGAGAUAACUAAAAAGUAUGAAAAUAAAUAUUAUUAAAAUAGUAUAUCUUAGCAAGUAAUUAAUUAAAUUACAAUGAAUAAAUUAUCUAAUGAUACAUCAAAUAGAGUUUGCAUUUAAACUCAUCAAGCUAGUUAACAAGAAGAGUAUCAAUCCUCUAGUCUAAGGCUUUCGAAAAAUAAUUUUAUUUAGUUAAGAAAAAUCAACAUCUUAAGUCUCUUUGAGUAAAAUGGUUAUGAUAAUUUUAAUAAAGGACAACUUAAGCUUUCAACAAAAGAUUUAUAAGAAAAUUAAGAAUAAUUAUUACUGUAAGCAAAUAAAAAACUCAAAUAGUAAUUCAUAAUCCAAACUUCAGAAGAUAAACUUUUAGGAGGAGGAAUUUGUGGUAGCAAAUCGAAAAUAGGAAAAUUAAAUAAAAAUAAGUAAAUGAAGUAAAUUAUUGAUGGAUAGGAAUAACUUAAGAAGGAAUUCGAAAUUUAGAGUGAAGAGAAUAAAAAAAUUGAGGAAUAACCUCGAUUCAAAAAGUUUAAUGAUUCGUAUAGUGAGUAUUUUACAACUAAAACAGUUAGUGAAGAUGAAAUAGAAACAGAUGUUAGAUUGAUUAUUGAAGAGACUCUAUUCAGGUACAGAGAAUAAAUAGUUAGGCAAGAAAUUAGACAUAAAGUCAUAAAUAUGAUUAACUUGUUAAUAAACUAUUUGUUAAUCAUUAGAUAAAGUAAUUCAUAAUAAUCAAUUCAAUCUGAUAUUAACUCAAUAACUGAUAAAUUGCUCAUACUCAUUACAUAUUGUAAAGAAAAUAAAGACAAGAUUCCAUGCUUGGAUCUUUUUCAAUAUUUUGACUUCCUAAAAACAUUGAAUUCUUAAAGAUAGGGUUUAGAUGAAGCUAAUAAAAGUGUAGCAGUCAAAAUCAUUUCAAAAAUUGUUUAGAUUGCUAAAUUCGGAGCUGGAUUUGUAAGUAUUGCAGGAGCCGUAAAAAAUUUAACAGAAAUAGAUUUAAAUUAAAUAAAUCAAUUUAUAAAUGAGAUUAAAUAAAUUGUUCAACAAAUUACUUCUAAAUCUUCAACAGAAGCUGUACAAAUAGGACUUAAAGGCUAUUCUGAUUAUAAUACCAAUAACAUUGCCAAUAACAUGUAAGCUUUAUGGUUGAAGAAAGUUGAAUAUUUAGGAGAAAAUAUUUCAUAAAAUGAUGCAAUUUAAGAAAUAUUUUUCUAUUUAGAAGAAUCUCCAAAGAUAACAAAUAAAGAUAUCCAAUUGUUUGUUUACAUGCAGUUAAACUAUUUACUUUCUAAAUAGAAAAUUGAAGAUAAUUUUGAUUAAUUAACUAAGAAAUUUAAAGAAUCAAAAAAGCAAGAACUAAUAAUUCAAUUAUCAAACAUUCUACAAGUUAAAGAUUAUUCUGAUAGUAUCGCUGAUAAAAUAAAGAAUAUUGCAAGUUUAAUUGCCUCAAGUAAUUAAUUUAGAUAUAUUAAAGCUUAGUUACUUUUAUACUUUGCCUAAAUCCUUUUAAUGCUAAAUGCAUAAAAUGAAUUUACAGAUAUCAUGAUAAAUAUUGUCUCAAAUUAUUUAUAGGAAAAAUAAAAAUGUGUUUAAAUUAUUUAUAAAAAUAAUUGGAUAAUGGCAGAUUUCAUACAUAAACGACUUGAUAAAGCUCUAAUUUUAAUAUAAAUAAACGAAUAAAAAAAUUAGUUAAUGAAGCAUUUAGAAAAUAAAUAAUAGUAUUAUGAAUUUGCAAAUAGUAUUUAAAAUGAAAAUGAUUUAGAUAAAUUACUUGCUAAAUAUUACGUUGAAAUGUGGGAAUAAAGUGUUAAGCAGAGAUAGAAAAAUCUUGAAAUAAGUCACAAAGAUGAUGCUCUACUAGAAGCAAUACACUUAUAUGUUAAUUAACAAAUAACUUACUUAGAAGGUUAUAAAAUUAAUACAGAAGAGAAGGACGCAGUGAAAUAAAUUAUUGAUUAAUUUCUCAUCCCUAAUUUUGAGAGUUCUUCUGAUGAUGUUCAAGAUUAAAAUCAGCAAAAAAUUGAAAAAUAUAAUUCUAAUAAGUGUAGGAUCAUAUCUAUUUUAGCAGAAGGAGGAUCUGGUAAAUCUAUGCUUCUAAAAAAGCUAGAAGUCGAGCUACUGAAAGGCACUGAUUCAGAAUAUACAAAAGACCAAAGAUCCGAUUUCAUACCAUUUAUUAUUAAAUGUAACUCUCUGGAUAGAGAAAAACCUUCGAUUGAGGACUAUCUACAAUCUGUAAAUAUAAAAAAAGAGGAUGUGGAUUUGUUAAAGAAAUCUGAGAGAAAUAAACUAAUCAUGCUAGAUGGCUAUGAUGAAUAUACUGGAGAUUAUUUUAAAGUUUACUAAAAAUUAAAAUUAAAUGAAUGGGUGAACACUCUAGUGAUUGUUACUUCUAGAUUAGAAAAAAUCACAGUUUCUGAUGCCAAAAAAUACUUUAGUUAUUAUGAUAAUUAAGGAAAAUAAGGUUAAUUAAAUUCCUAUGCAAUUUUUAAAUUGGAAAAAAUUACAAAAUAGGACAUUGAAGAUUAUUUAGAAAAAUAUAAAAAAUAGUAAGGAAAUCAAAGAGAAUUGAAAAUAAAUCAACUUUCAGAGAUUAUUCAUAAAAAUUAAUAAUUAACUGAAUUAUUAAUGUUACCUAUUAAUUUAUAUCUCACCACAAGAAUGAUAGCAGAUAUCGAUCUAGGUGAUCAAAAAAUUAUAAAGACUUUUCAUUAAGUUUCAGAUCAAGUUGAGAUUUAAGAGCUCUUCUUUUAAUAGCAAUUCAAAAAACAAUCUUAAAUUUUUAUUGAGAAAUAAAAUUAACUAAAUUUAAACCAAUAAGAAAAAUAAGAACUAAUCGAAAAAGUAGAAUCUUGCUACUUCGAAUAUUUUUAAUCAAUUGCUAUGAAAAUGCUUAUCUAAAAAGGUUAAAAAUUAAAUUAUCUUUCAAUAACAAGAGACUCUGUGUAAUUUUAACUAAGGGAGGAGAUUUCUACUAUCUUCAAAAAAAAUAAGUUAAAGAUCGAUGAUCUCAUUAAAGAACUAAAUAACUAUGUUGAUUCUAGAAUUAUUACAAGAGUUCAAUUGAAAUUUGAUUAACAAAAUAAUAACAAUCAAUCCCAAAAUAAUAAAUAGAAAGAUUAAGAUGAGAAUAAAUUUUAAGAAUUUGAGUUCAGACAUAAAUCUCUUUUUGAAUAUUUUGCUGCUAGGGCUAUGAAAUAUGAUUUUGAUAUUCAUAGAGAGAAUAUCUAUAAAUUAGAUAUAAAGCAUCUAAAAGAAUUUAAUAUAAAUAAAAGAAUUAUCAUGAGCAACCAAACGAAUGCAUCAGAGUCAUAAAUUCUUUAAAAAUUCUAUAAACUAAUGUAAUCUGAAAUAGAUUCAUAGAAUUUCAAGAAAAUAUAUGCCAAAGAAGAUAUUUCUUAAACAAGCAAAUACAUACAAUACAUUAAAAAAUCUACGAUUUCAAAAAAUUCUGAAAAAAGCCAAAUUGAUAUUGGAGCAUCCAAUUUAUUAUCAGCUCUCUUUCUUUCCAAAUUUUAUUUUCCAAAUUUGAUUUUUGAAAAGUGUUCAUUUUCAUAAGCAUACAUCUCUUCAGAAUAUCCUAAACUUGUUGAAUUUAAGGAUUGUAAUUUAAGUAACUCAUUUAUUCUAAAAUAAAAUUUAGAAAAUUAUGAGACUUCAAAUCUUACAAAUGCAUCAUUUGGUACUUUCUAAAAACAAUUUGAUACUUAGAAUUUUUUCUCUUUCAACGGAGUAAUAUUUCAUAAAGGUUAUCUUGUAUCAAUAACUAAUACUGGCUAUGUAAAUUAAUUUGACAUAUCACAAAAUAAUAAUCAAACUUUUAAAUUGGUGUUAUCAAAAAAAAUAACUGAUACCCAUUUGAAAAGUAUUCGUUUUAUCAAUGCAAAAAACAUUUUUGUUAUUAGAACAAAUAGAUCGUUAUUUGAAAUAAAUCCUCAAAAUUUUGAAAUAAUUAAUACUUUCACUUUUGCCUUUCCUAUUUCUAGCUUUGGAAUAAAUGAUUCAAAAUAUAUUAUUACCUUAAAUACUAAUUAAACAUUUUAUGGUGAUAUUUAAAAUGGUUUCAAAAUUCUUGAUGAAAAUAAAUUUUAAGCCACAUACUCUUUACUAAUAAAUAAUAAAAUUAUUACUUCUACAAAUAAAGAAGUUAAUAUCUAUGAUUUUUAAACUCACUCAAUCAUAGAAAGUAUUAAAGAUUGCCGUAACAUUGAUUUAAGUAUAUCUUCUUUAUCUCCAAAUUGCAAGUAUCUUGCAACAGUUUCAGAUUAUAAAAAUUGCAAAAUCUGGAAUUUAGAAAAUGGAUUUCAACUGAUAAAAACAAUUGAAGGGCACUAAAGAUCAAUUUCCUCAAUUACCUUUUCUGCAGAUGGCAAGUAUUUAGCAACUGGAUCAAAAGAUAGCACUUGUCAAAUCUGGAAUGCAGAAAAUGACUUCCAACUCUAAAAUACUAUUGAAGGACAUAAAUAAUAUAUUUACUCAGUUGCUUUUUCUGCCGAUGGGAAGUAUCUUGCAACAAGUUCAGAAGAUGAUUCUUGCAAAAUCUGGGACAUAGAAAAUGGAUUUAAACUCAAAAAUUCUAUUUAAGGGCAUACAUAAUUUAUUUUAUCAUCUGCUUUUUCUGCAGAUGGCAAGUAUCUCGCAACAGGUUCAAAAGAUUUCACUUGCAAUAUAUGGAAUCUAGAAAACGGAUACUAACUCAUAAAUACAAUUAAUGGACAUACAGAUAAAAUUUAAUCGGUUGAUUUCUCUGCAGAUGGCAAGUAUCUAGCAACAGGUUCUUAGGAUAAAACUUGCAAAAUCUGGAAUGUACAAAAUGGAUUCUAACUCACAAAUUCGAUUGAAGGACAUAAUGGUGGAAUUUUCUCUGUUAAUUUUUCUGCAGAUAGCAAAUAUUUAGCAACUGGUUCAGAUGAUGGAACUUGCAAAAUAUGGAAUGCUGAAAAUAGAUUUUAACUCUAAAAUACUAUUGAAGGGCAUAGUGUUUAUUCAAUUGAUUUUUCAACAGAUGGAAACUAUCUCGCGACGGGCUCAUAAGAUGGCACCUGUAAAAUCUGGAAUUUAAAAAAUGAAUUUUAACUCACAAAUACGAUUGAAUCAAGCCAUGGUUCAAAUUGCUUAGUUGCUUUUUCUUCAGAUUGCAAUUAUCUGGCAACAGGUUCAGGAGGCACUAUAAAAAUCUGGAAUGCAGAAAACGGAUUCUAACUUAUGAAUACAAUUAAUGGAGAUACUGAUGCAAUCUAUUCACUUGCUUUUUCACCAGAUAGCAAGUAUCUUGCAAUUGGUUGUUUCUAGUUAAGUGAAAUAUCAUGUAAAAUCUGGGAUGUAGAAAAUGGAUUUCAAAUGAUAAAUGCAAUUGAGACAGGACAUGUUUAAUCAAUUAAUUCAGUUACUUUCUCUGCAGAUAGCAAGUAUCUUGCAACAGGUUCUUGGGAUAAAACUUUUAAAAUCUGGAAUGUUCAAAAUGGGUUUCAAUUCAUAAACACGAUCUAAGGACAUACUCACUGGAUUUACUCAGUUGCUUUUUCUACAGAUAGUAAGUAUUUGGCUACAGGUUCUAUAGAUAAAACUUGUAAAAUAUGGAAUGUUGAAAAUGGAUUUCAACUUACAAAUACACUUGAAGUUGGAGUAAUUAAUCUUCAAUCAUCAGUUGCUUUUUCUGCAAAUGGAAAGUAUCUUGCAACAGGUUCUGAAAAUUUCACUUGCAAAAUAUGGAAUGCAGAAAAUGGGUUUUAACUCAUAAAUAAGAUUGAAAAAGAAGCUGAAGUAGCUGCUUUUUCUGUAGAUGGAAAAUAUUUCAUAAAUAAUAUGUGUGAUGUAUGGAAUGUUGAAAAUGGAUUCUAAUUGAUAAAAAAUAUUGAAGGACAUCCUGGGUAAAUUAACUCAGUUGCUUUUUCUGCAGACGGUAAGUAUCUCGCUGUUGGUACUUAUGAUUAUACUUGCUAGAUUUGGAAUGUAGAAAAUGGAUUUAAACCAAUAAAUACUUUAGAAACAGGAUAUGUAAGAGCGAUUAAUUCAAUUGCUUUUUCACCAAAUGGCAAGUAUCUCGCAACAGCUGCUUAUGAUAAUCCUUUUUAAAUCUGGAAUGUAGAAAAUGGAUUUCAACUCAUAAAUAAGAUUGAAGUACCACCAAGGCAUAUUAUUGUGUCAAUUGCUUUUUCUGCAGAUAGCAAGUACCUCGCAACAGGUUCUCAUGAUAAAACUUGCAAAAUCUGGAGUGUAGAAAAUGGAUUUCAGCUCAUAAAUACUAUUGAAGGACAUACUAAAUUAAUUACCUCAAUUGCUUUUUCUGCUGAUGGCAAGUAUCUUGCAACUGGUUCUCAUGAUAACACCUGCAAAAUAUGGGAUGUAGAAAAUGGAUUUCAAUUAUUGAUUAAAAAUGAAAAAACGAAUGAAAUAAAUGCUAUUGCUUCAUAGGAAAAAAAAAAUUAAAACGAAGAGAUUUUAAUUAGGUAAAUAAAACCAAAAUAAGUUUAUCAAAUUUGA
Molecule: messenger RNA, 7545 nt
Organism: Tetrahymena thermophila SB210
Lineage: Eukaryota; Ciliophora; Oligohymenophorea; Hymenostomatida; Tetrahymenidae
Product: WD domain, G-beta repeat protein
Exons: 2
Molecular function (GO): protein binding
Source: RefSeq, a predicted model, not a curated record